Molecule: messenger RNA, 2025 nt
Organism: Drosophila bipectinata
Lineage: Eukaryota; Metazoa; Arthropoda; Insecta; Diptera; Drosophilidae
Product: inner nuclear membrane protein Man1-like
Biological process (GO): nuclear envelope organization; negative regulation of BMP signaling pathway
Molecular function (GO): chromatin DNA binding
Source: RefSeq, a predicted model, not a curated record
CGGAACAAAUAUCUAAAAAAGUUCUAAGAAAAAAACAUAAAAGUAGAUAAGUGUUAAGCAUUUUUGGAACAAUUUAUUAAAAUGAUAAAGAAGGAUAAUCCUAUCUUCGAUCUUCAACCAAGCGGCAAUCUAUCAAGCAGCAUGUUGGAGGAUAUAGCUAAUUUGACGGACACUCAACUGCAUUUAUUGCUGCUCCAGAAUGGAUUAUCGGAUUAUCCGGUGACCGAUGACUCGCGGAACGCAAUAAUUAAUAUGUUAAUAAUGACUUGGAGUGAUGAGCAGAGAGAAAUAAUUAAAGAACAAAUACGAAAGGCCAAGGAUGCAAAAUAUUUGCUAGAGAAUAUUCGCGAGGCAUUACCCGAAGAAGAUAAGACUAUAGUAGAAAAAUCGUCACUCAUUCAAAGUAUUGUUAAGAACAUAAACUGGGUUAGGACCCAUUGGAUGGAAUUUUUUCUUUUGAUCUUUUUGGCUUUAAUAACUGGCACCUACAUUUCGCGCGUCUAUUAUACAAAAAACAACCUCGUCGACAGACUUCCGACCAAGUAUGUCCUUUGUCAGACUACCUUGCGGGACGAUUGUAUUUAUAAGGACUCUAUUAAGAAUGCUCUGAAAAUCGCUAGGGAUAUAUAUGAAAUACUGGAAGCACAAGCCAUAAAUCAUCACUGUUAUGAUGCAAACACCGCCAUGUUGAAAGCCAACGACUAUAUAAAAACUUCCAAGUAUUCCCUUGAGGACAAUUUCAAGACCUCUUUCCAAGAUGCCAAGUAUCUGAUAAGCUUGAAUUGCCAUUGGAAUAUCCGACUGCUCGACGAUGAGGACCUUGGGGGGCUUUUUUUUUUUUGGAGGAUAUUGAUUUGCCUCUUCUGUGCGUGUUUCAAAUUCAAAAAAAAAGAUUCCUUAUGGCGGUAGGGUUUCUAGGCCUGGCUAUCAGCAUCGGGUCCAUAACAUACGUCUUUUGGGAGUUCUUUGAGAAAAAAAAGUCAAAGGUCGUUAAGGACUUUGCCGAAAAACUAGCCACGGAUAUAUUUCACGAAGUCGUUAAGGAGGAAAAGUCUCCAGAGCUGGACUUGGAUCGUCUUAUUGAAGAUCUGAUGCCGCAACAGGCUAAUAAGUUGUACGACAAGAUAGUUUUACGGACUCUCGAUAUCCUGAAAGAAGAUCUACGUGUGGUCCUACGCGACGAUGAACAUGAAAACGACUACAUUCGUACCAUUUCCUGGAACCCGAACACAUUGAAGACCAUGUGGCAGAGACCCGUUGUCCAGCUUUUGAACUUGACUGAACUGUCCACCACUUGCCUGAAGGUAUCGAAUCUCAUGAAUGGCACCGAAAAGCCAACCGUCAACUCCAAGUCCUACAUCGUCGGAUUGAUUCACGCAAAAAUGGCCGAAACCUCGCAGAAGUAUAACAUUCUAAUCGACUGGGAGACCUUUGAUGUACUGAUAAGGUGCUCCACUAAGGUGGAUGCUGGAGCACUGUACACCCAGCUACACGGAUGGUGGUUCAACCGUCGACUUCUAAUAGCUGAAUACAUUUCACUGGACUAUUUCAUUGAAUACUUACCACGGCAUGCCAGCGUCCCUCUUGGGAAGAAGAUAGCGCCCAGGAGCAGCACACCUAACACCUAACUCGUACAUCUACAGACUAUUAUACACUAUCUUACAAUAUCAUACAUUAUCGUACACUAUCCUAUGUCAUCCUUAACUAUUCUACAUUAUCCUAAAUUAUUCUAAACUAUCCUACACCAUCCUACACGGAUAUAUUCAAUGAAGUUAGAGAAGAAAAGAGUCCAGAGCUGAACUUGAAAAGUCUUAUUAAAGAACUGAUACCGCAAAAGGCUAAAAAUUUACACUACAAGAUAGUUUUAAGAACUCCUGGUAUAUCCUGGGAGAAGAUCAACGUGUGAUCCUACGCGUCGAUGAACAAGAUAACUACAACGUUCCUACCAUUUCCUGAAACUCGACCGCAUUGGCAGCGUCCAUCGUUGAAAGGAGAGAGCCGCACACCUCACAUCCAACACGUACA